CGCCGCUGCAGCAGCUGCGCCCGUGCGUCAUGGAACAGCCCGGCGGGUGAGCUGCGCCCAAGCAGCGCGGAGGCACCCGAGCCUUGUGGUCUCGCUACCCUACGGAAGGAGAGGGGACCCCGCGAGGCCAUCUGCGCCACCCUCCCCACUCCCGAGAGACCCGGCUGCCGCUGAGGACCCCCCUUGCCAGCCCCAGAGGCGGACGGGCGUUGAGCCCCAGCGAGGCGGCCGCGGAGGAGCUCGCUUGCCUCCUCUGCGCGAGGACCGUUUGGCUGCACUCGAGGGGACCCCGCGGACCGCGCUAGGUGCCUCGGCCGCCCGGCGCCACCGGAGGAGGGACUUGGCCAGUGCCCUGUCCCUUGUCCCCGGGGCUGUCGCUCGUCUCUCUCCCAAGCGGCGGCGGUGGAACCGGUUGGAUCGCCUGCCAGGAUACCCGACGGCCCCGCGCGCCUCUCCAAAAAGGGGGCUCCGCUGUCUCCCCGCCAGUCUUGCAAACUUUCUUCCCGACCUCUCCAAGCUCUGCGGUGGAUGGGUGUCCUUCCUUCUUCUCCUGGCCUUCCACCCUCUUCCUUUUCCUCUUCCUCGCGCAAUCGGCUUUCCCGGGGCUUUGCUGCGAAGUCAAGCGGGCGCACAGAAAUUCAGGCUCCCGGGCAGGCGACUCGCGUUCUUCCUCUUUAUUUCUGAUUCUCUCUCUCUCCCCCCCCCUCUCUCUCCCUCUCUCUCCCCCCCUCUUCUAAAUCUACCCUGUGGGCGAUCUGUUUUGACCGCUGUCCUGGUUUCUGAACCGCUGGAAAUCGACUAGGGAGAGAGCGAGCGAACAACAAAAGGGACAUCUUCGGAGCCCCGCAAGGGAUUUUACGCUUGGCUGGUGGAUCUGAAUCGGUUUGGAGAGAGCGCUCCGGUGGGCUGGGAGGAGGACCCCUUCCUGGGCGCACUCUCUGCUUGCUUUGGGGUGGAAUGGAGAGUCUUCUUCCUUGUGCCAAAGUUUCAGAUCCUGCAAAGAGGUGAAACUUUCUAUUUAGGGGGCUGUUUUUCCUGUUCUUUCCCCCCCUCCCUUUCUCUUCCUUUUUUUUUGUGGCGUGGACAAAACAACAAGGGGGUGUCCUGUGGAAAGGCAGCAGCAACAGAUUCACGUGGACUUUGUUGUGUGUGUGUGUGUGGACUGAGGCGUGACCUCUGGACAGAGAGGAGUGAUUUGUAGUGUUUUCACAUUUUUCCUCCACCCUUCAGGGAGUCUGGUGGGUUUCCAAUCCCAUCCGACCCGGAUUCAGCCUUGCAAAGAAAACAUUUCUGGUUUAUAACAGUGGAGACUUUUCUUCCUGGUUCCCGUUGGAUUGGAAGGCUGAGAAGUUCUGAAUUGCUCUUUUAUUUCUUUUUAUUGUUAAAAAAUAAAUAAGACCCACGCCUUCUCUGAAUUGUAGAGCCAACCGAUUUAAAAAGCACAGACCAAACCUCUUUCGGAUCAAGAUGCUUCAUUCCGACCUAUAAUUUCAGUCUUCCAAAAAGAGACCUGAGAAGGAUGGAUAACCCCUGGGCUGCUUUGAUACGGCUAUAGUCAUGAGCCUUUCCUGGUUUUCCUGGCCCCCGCCUGAGAUCUGCGACCCCCAGGAGAAUGCGCUUGGCUUUGCCCCAUUCUUAACCUCCCUCCGCUGAUUGGGAAGGCGACGACUGUCCGUCUUAGACCUCCUUCUAUAAAAAAAACACCAGAUGGUUUUGUCCUUCGGAGAUUGUCCUCUUCUGCUCUUUGUCUCCAGCCGUUGCCAAGUCUGCUGUGGGCCUUGCUAGCUUCCUGGGGACGGCCCCUUUUCAACAGCGCCCAGGAGGUGGGGGGGCUGGGGGCAGAGACCCAGCCGCCUCACCGGACACCCCCAUGGCAAUCCGAGCCCGAGCGCUUUACGAUUUCCAGAGCGAGAACAAGGAAGAAAUCAGCAUCCGCGAGAAUGAAGAGUUGACGCUCUUCAAUGAGAAGUCCCUGGACGGAUGGCUGCAAGGCACCAACUCCCGCGGGGAGACGGGCCUGUUCCCCGCCUCUUACGUGGAGAUCCUCCGCUCCAGGUCCUCCUCUACGUAUACCAACAGCCCCGCUGGGUCUCCUGGAAACGGCUCCUCCUUCUACGUCCCCUCGUCCGUCCCGGGCAUUUCCCACCAGGGCAGCUUUGAAGAUGACGACGAUGACUGGGAUGAUUGGGACGACGAAAGCACGGUGGUGGAGGAGCCCAGGAGCGGGGCAGGGACCAACGGGCACCCGUCACCCACCCUGUCCUGCCCCAGGCCCUACGCUCACCCCAACAACGGCGGCGGCCGUCCCAAGCCGUCCCUGGAGAGGCAGGACAGCAUCGGGUCUUCCAAGAGAGGAAGCGUGGUGAGCCGCAACCUCAACCGCUUCUCCAGCUUUGUCCGCUCCGGCGUGGAGGCCUUCGUUUUGGGGGAUGUGCCCAUGAUGGGCAAGAUCUCGGAGGCCUACUACAUAGACAUGGGCUCCAAAGGCCCACAGUGGCGGUCCAACCCCCACCCUUUCCUCUGCUCCGUAGAAGAGCCCACCAAGCAAACCAAGUUCAAAGGCAUCAAGAGCUACAUCUCCUACCGGUUGACGCCCAGCAACGGCCAUUCGCCGGUCUACCGGCGCUACAAACACUUCGACUGGCUCUACAACCGCCUGCUGCACAAGUUCACCGUCGUCUCGGUGCCCCACCUGCCGGAGAAGCAGGCCACGGGGCGCUUCGGGGAGGACUUCAUCGAGAAGCGCAAGCGGAGGCUGAUCUUGUGGAUGGACCAUAUGACCAGCCACCCGGCCCUCUCCCAGUACGAGGGCUUCCAGCACUUCCUCAGCUGCGGCGAUAACAAGCAGUGGAAGAUGGGGAAGCGCCGGGCGGAGAAGGACGAGAUGGUGGGGGCCAGCUUCCUCCUGACCCUCCAGAUCCCAACCGAGCACCAGGACCUGCAGGAUGUGGAGGACCGCGUGGACACCUUCAAGGCCUUCAGCAAGAAGAUGGACGACAGCGUCCUGCAGCUGACCAGCGUAGCUUCCGAGCUGGUUAGGAAGCACGUCGGCGGCUUCCGUAAAGAGUUCCAGAAACUGGGCAACGCGUUCCAAGCGGUCAGCCAAGCCUUCCAGAUGGACCCACCCUACAGCUUCGACGCCCUCAACAACGCCAUCUCCCACACGGGCAAGACCUACGAGAUGGUGGGGGAGAUGUUUGCAGAGCAACCCAAGAAUGACCUGUUCCUCAUGCUGGACAGCCUUUCCUUAUACCAGGGACUUCUCUCCAACUUCCCAGACAUCAUCCAUCUCCAGAAAGGUAGGCCCUCUCUCUCUCUCUCUUUUUCUUUGGCCCCGAAGGACCGAGAUAGCAAUGCGGCAGAACCUGUCCUGCGUGGCGUGCCCCUUGGGGGGGCAGGAAGGGCAGAGAGGUUGAGCGGGCUGCCUUCCUUGGUUUGAAGGCAGGCUGGAGCCAGGAUUGUCGGCUCCUCUGGCAGCCUCUUGGCCUUUCAUCUCACGGAAAGUCC
Molecule: messenger RNA, 3507 nt
Organism: Thamnophis sirtalis
Lineage: Eukaryota; Metazoa; Chordata; Lepidosauria; Squamata; Natricidae
Source: RefSeq, a predicted model, not a curated record